GGCCACUCCUUUUCAUUCCUUCCUCAUUUGUCUCCUCUCCACCAUGGCUUUCGCUGGGAAAUAUGAGAUGGAGAGUCAAGACCACUACGAGGAGUUUCUGGAAGAAAUUGGGCUUCUCAAUGCCAAGACAGACCACAAAGUGGUAACGCAGGUGGUUCAGGAUGGGAACCACUUCACCUGGACACAAACCAUCCCCAACUGGACCUGGUGCAAUAACUUCACCGCUGGUCAGCAGUGUGAGCUGGCAACGAUGAAGGGCGUCAAAUUCACGGCUCCUGUCACGAUGGAAGGAGGCAAGAUUUCAAUUCCGUUUCCUCAGUACAGCUUCACAGCAGAGCUCGUUGAGGGAAAGCUAGUAAUGAUUUGCAUAACUUCAGGAGAGAAGGGUGUGACUUUCAAAAGAAUUAGCAAAAGGAUCUGAUCUGCCAGACUCAACAUGCUUUAUUGGAAAGGAGGUUGCCCGUGGGAGGAAAAGGCAUGAAAGUGCUCGCAAGAAUUACUGUAUCAAGAAGAAUAAAGUAAACAAGCGGAU
Molecule: messenger RNA, 532 nt
Organism: Pseudoliparis swirei
Lineage: Eukaryota; Metazoa; Chordata; Actinopteri; Perciformes; Liparidae
Product: gastrotropin-like
Exons: 4
Coding region: 44-421 (125 amino acids)
Biological process (GO): fatty acid transport
Cellular component (GO): cytosol; nucleus
Molecular function (GO): fatty acid binding
Source: RefSeq, a predicted model, not a curated record